This is a messenger RNA of Aspergillus alliaceus, 2400 nucleotides long. RefSeq names its product hexokinase family protein. The transcript has 2 exons. The coding region runs from base 305 to 2179 and encodes 624 amino acids. The record is from RefSeq and is a predicted model, not a curated record. Gene Ontology annotation, biological process: intracellular glucose homeostasis; glucose 6-phosphate metabolic process; glycolytic process. Gene Ontology annotation, cellular component: cytosol; mitochondrion. Gene Ontology annotation, molecular function: D-glucose binding; glucokinase activity; ATP binding. Lineage: Eukaryota; Fungi; Ascomycota; Eurotiomycetes; Eurotiales; Aspergillaceae.
CUCCUGAAUCGCAAGUGGAAUCCCAAAUAAGGUUACUCCAUACCUCCCCCGGAUUCCUUCGAGGCAUGCACCUUAUCGCUCAUGCCCCAGUCCUCAUUCCUGUCCCUUAGAUCCGUCCUAUUCGUAAACAUUCCGCGAUACAAGAGCAAAUAAAUACGAAUUCUUGUCCCCCACGGCUAUUCGACUGGAUACUACUACUGGUGUGCUCGCAAGUUGCACGCAAAUCAGCUCUCCUCGGUGCGCACUCAUUUUACGUUCUCGCUCUCGGUGAAAGUUCCCCUUUUCUUCGAGGCUCCAUCACAUAAUGGCUCCAAUUAAUAGGGUGGGCGCAACAAGGGGGGCUCAGGAAGAACAUGACGACAUACUUGAGGAUCCCAUUGAUUUUGAGGAGGAUGAAGGCUCCGAUUUAGAUCCUUCUCAGAAAGAGUACCAGGAGCAUCAUCGCAGGCUGGAUCAAUUCCUAUCACCUUUGGCUCUCGAUGAAGCGGUUCUAUACAAACUUGCGCGUCGGUUCUCAACUGUGUAUCGCGACCUGGCCCUAAACUCAGAAGAGCAGUUUCUACCUACACCGGUGACCCAACUACCUACGGGCUUGGAGUCAGGGCGCUAUUUGGCCAUUGAUGUUGGAGGAUCAAAUCUACGAGUUGCGUUCAUUGAGCUAUUGGGGGAUGCUGCUGAUUCUGAUGUCGGGUCCGCGGAUACCUCGGAGCAAUCAAACACGAUUCGCAAGGCACAAAGACAGCGCGUGAGGCGAACACUAGAGAAAGCGUGGCCCAUUCAGGAGCAUCUCAAGAUGGACAAAGCGGAAGACCUUUUCGCUUGGAUCGGUGACCGCAUUGCGGAAGUGGUAGCCGAAAGCCUGACGUCGGAUGCUACAAAAGGCACGGUCCCAGAAGAGUUGGAGAUGGGCAUCACAUUCAGCUUCCCGAUAAUGCAAGAGUCAUUGUCAGAGGCUACACUGAUGCCGAUGGGUAAAGGUUUCGCCAUUACGUCGGAUCUGAAUCUUCGUAAGAUCCUGCUAAGCGGCUAUGAGAGGCAUACAAGGCGCCCAGACGAUGAAGAUGAACCUUCCUCCAAGCGCCGGAAACUUUUCGCAUUACCAAAACUCAAGAUUACUGCUAUUACGAAUGAUGCCGUCGCUACCCUCGCCUCUUUGGCUUAUGCUGUGAAGUCUUUGCCAAAUAGUCGGGUGGCUAUGGGCAUCAUCGUAGGCACGGGGUGUAACGCGACAAUUCCAAUGAAACUGACCUCUUUACAUAAAACUAAGGCCCACCAUGUGAAAUCAAAAGAUUCAGAGGCUGUCGAAACGGUUGUCAACACCGAGUGGACUCUUGCCGGCUGCGCACCCCCCUUGAAGGAGCUCGAGAUCAUAACAAAAUGGGAUAUUGAACUAGACAGAGCAUGUGCACGACCUGGUUUCCAGCCAUUUGAGUAUCUGACUGGUGGUCGAUACAUCGGUGAACUUGUCCGGCUUAUCCUUUUUGACUACCUCAUCAACGUCGUCGGGCUAUCUUCGAAGGAAUUGCCUGCAAAUCUCAUUCAAGAGUAUGCACUGACAACCACAUAUAUAUCGGACAAUGUUGCUCGCGCUCGGUCAGACCAGGAACUUGUUGAUGUAUUGAUUCGAUCUUUGCCCUCACCGGAAAGUAGUGAGUGGCAAUGGGAUGUUGCCUGCGCCGGUGCCUUUCGCAAGAUUGCCCGGACUGUACAAAGACGAGCUGCUGGUCUGAUUGCUGCGGCAGUAGUAGGGCUACUUGCCUGUGCCAAUGAAAUCGAGUUGAAAGUGGACAGCACCGAAAACUCACCACAGCCCUCCAGCGCUGCUUCACCCGAGCUUAAUGGCAGUGCUGACAUCUCUACUAUAACAAACUAUAAAUCGCCAUCUACACUAGAGGUGCCAACAAACGUUCGAAAAGGCCACGGGCCGAUUGUUCCUGUUUUGUCGCCCACGCCCCCGCCCCCGGAUUGGCAAUCAGGUCCUGAGGAACUUGUUGUCGCUUACACUGGCGGUAUAAUCCAGCACUAUCCUAACUUCAAGAACAUGUGCCAGCAAUUCAUAGAUCGUCUCAUCAUGAGAACUGGGCCGCAAAAGAGCGGGAAGUCUGUUUUCUUACGAGAGGUUUCAGAUGGUGGUGUCAUCGGUGCUGGAGUUCUAGCCGGAAUGGUGGCUAACCGGUGAUUUUCCUGGGGAAAAAUCCAUCUCUCAAAUUGACGUGAUAUGAUUUUUUUGCAUUUUGUAGGAUGUGUCUGGAUGAGCACUGCGGUCCAUCGGAGUUCACAAGUUUGUCUUCUGGGUGAUAGAGGCGCUUGUUUCUUUGGUUGAAGGCGUUCUAUAGUAGUCCUUUGCUUCCUUGUUAACCUUUUCCCUUUUUCCUAUUCUAUUGGGCUCCUUGAUCCCCA